GGAAAAAGUUGCAUGCACGCCCCACCCCCCACUCUGGCACACUGCCCCCCCUCUGCUUGGUUAUCACCGCCUCCGCUCGCUAAAUUCUCGAGACCUCAACAAUCUCUCACGGAGUAGAUCUCACGCGAAUAUUUGUCUUUCAGCUUUCUUGGGAGUCCAACCAUGGUUGCGCAGGAAUUCACCGUGGAUCUGAAUAAACCCCUUGUCUUUCAGGUUGGCCAUCUUGGAGAAGCUUAUGAGGAGUGGGUUCAUCAGCCUAUUGCUAGCAGAGAAGGCCCUCGUUUCUUUGAAAGUGACUUUUGGGAGUUUCUCACCCGCACUGUGUGGUGGGUAAUUCCUGUCGUAUGGCUACCUGUUGUAUGCUGGUUCGUUUCAAUGUCUCUUCGGAUGGGUCACACUGUUCCUCAUGUGGCACAAAUGGUAGCAUUGGGUAUUUUCAUUUGGACACUGAUAGAAUACAUUCUUCACCGUUUCCUUUUCCAUAUUAAGACAAAGAGCUAUUGGGCAAAUACCUUCCAUUAUCUUAUUCAUGGUUGUCAUCACAAGCACCCCAUGGAUGGGCUGCGCCUUGUUUUCCCUCCUGCUGCUGCAGCUGUUCUCUGUGUACCCUUCUGGAACAUGGUGAAGUUCUUUUCUACACCCUCUACUACUCCAGCUUUGUUCGGAGGAGGAUUAUUGGGUUACGUCAUGUAUGAUGUGACACAUUACUACUUGCACCAUGGACAGCCAAUAAGUAAUUUGCCACGAAGUCUGAAGAAAUACCACUUGAAUCACCAUUUUCGUAUCCAGGACAAAGGUUUCGGCAUCACAUCCUCAUUAUGGGACAGAGUGUUCGGAACAUUACCUCCAUCAAAAUCAGAUGUGAAGAGUAGAUGAUUGGAUUAAGAAAACAUUUGUCCAAUGAGUGGUCAUUACUAGACAGGCCGUCGUAAGCCUUAGAAAUUCUUUUCACCGCGUGCAUUCUUUCCCUUCAUCAACCUUGGCAGUGUUAGUGUAUGAAAAUGCUUUGGAUACUACUGUAUAUGCAUCUUUCUCAUCUUUGUUUAUCAUUGUUUUGAAAUAACCAUAUCAUUAUUAUGUUCAUGUUUUAUAUUUAUGCCAAUUGUUCAUUUUGAAAUGAUAGAAGCAGCUUAGGAGCUAUGACUUCAGGGGCUUUUUUGUCUUUCAGGAGAAUGAUAGAAGACAUAUUGGGGCAGUUUUGAGAGGUUAUGGCUUCAUUGAUGGGUUUUUUUACUCUGGUUUAUUUGGGGUUUAUGCAGAUUGCAGGCUGAUUGGGAUUUAGGUUUGCGUGUUUAUCGGCAACCGUGUGCCGGGUCUACGAUUUAUACUUGGCAUUGCUACCUUGAAAAGUUAAAAGCAGGAAAUGGGUCGGGUUCAAGUUAGAUUUUACCAGACUUGAAUCCGGUCACACUUAAUAUUCGGUUAUAAUUUUUUUUACCCGAAUCCAACUUACGACCCGCAUUCGGACCUAAGUAGUAACACGGAGCCCAUGCUGUCUAUUUCUGUUAACUUUACCACUCCCUUGUCCAAAAGAAUAUUAUGUUUUUCUUAUUUGAAUGUCCCAAAAUAAAUGUCUCAAUCUGUU
Cuscuta campestris is the source of this 1585-nucleotide messenger RNA. Lineage: Eukaryota; Viridiplantae; Streptophyta; Magnoliopsida; Solanales; Convolvulaceae. The record is from the annotation of a GenBank genome assembly.